CCAAAUGUCCAUAGUCCUGAGGUCAGUCAGUUGUAUUUGUAGGUUGUAAAUAAUGGUGGCGGGUUAUUAUUUUUAAAAAAGAUUUAAGUACCCUAUUUUUGCACAAUUACUUAAACAAUGACACCAAAAGUAGUAUUUAGUAUUUUUAGAUUAAACAUUUUAAUACUCAUUUUUAUAUUUCUAUUGAACGUAAACGGUAGAGAAAUCGAUGAUACUCUAGUAUUCACUGUAGCUACAUCGGAAACCGACGGUUUUCUACGCUAUAUGCGUUCUGCUAUUGAAUAUGGUAUUAAACCUGUAGUACUCGGAUUGGGAGAAAACUGGAAAGGGGGUGAAAAUAUUCGUUACCGCCCGGGCGGCGGGUGGAAAGUCAACUUGUUGAAGAAGGCCUUGGAACCCUACAAAGAUGACUCAAACCGAAUAGUGCUCUUUACUGAUGGGUACGAUGUGAUGUUUUUAAGUGAUUUAAGUGCAAUAAUUGACAAGUUCAAGAAGACUGAGGCCCGUGUACUCUUUGGUGCCGAAAGCUCUUGUUGGCCUGAUGCAGACUUAGAAUCUUUAUAUCCACCUGUAAUUUCGGGAAAAAGGUUUCUGAACUCUGGGUUAUACAUUGGCUAUGUACCUGACAUUUACAAACUGCUCACUUACGCCCCGUUAAAAGACGAAGGCGACGAUCAAUUGUACUUUACUCACGCUUACGUAGAUGACAAAUUACGUAACGAAUUAAAUUUUAAGCUUGACUCUAAUAGUGAGAUUUUCCAAAAUCUGAAUGGUGCUAUCAACGAAAUUGAGUUGUAUCACAACACCGAAAAGGAGUACACGGAAUUUAAACUCAAAAAUGUCGUUAGCCACACUGAGCCGUUAGUGAUACACGGCAAUGGCUUUUCGAAGACCAAACUGAAUGCCCUCGGGAAUUACCUGGCACGGGCGUGGACCCCCGAAGAGGAGUGUAAACAUUGUAGAUGGGGUCAUAUAGAUUUGGAGAAGACGCAGGAUGCGAAUAUGCCUACUGUUCUGCUUGCUAUUUUCAUUGAGAAUCCCACCCCAUUCGUUGAAGAAUUCUUCCAGAAAAUUGGCGACUUGGAAUAUCCCAAGCAGAGAAUUCAUGUACUGAUACAUAAUGCUGUGAAGUACCACAUUCCUCAUGUUCAACAAUUUGUUGAAGCCUCCGGCAGCAAGUACCUCAGCUUAAAACAGAUAACACCCGACGAUGGUAUAACAGAAUGGAACGCGCGAGAUUUAUCACUUGAUCUCUGUGUGCAAAAGGAAUGCGAUAUGUAUUUCGCUGUCGACUCGAUUGCUCAUCUCGAUAAUCCUCACACACUCCGUUUGCUAAUUGAGCAAAACCGUACUGUAGUGGCACCUCUAUUAGUUCGUCCGGAAAAGGCGUGGAGUAAUUUCUGGGGUGCCCUAACUCGAGAUGGUUUCUACGCACGUUCCCACGAUUAUCUUGACAUUGUGUAUAAUAAAAAACGGGGAUUAUGGAAUGUUCCUUUUAUAAAUACUUGUUACCUUGUCAAUGGGACUUUGUUGAAAAAACACGAUAGAACGAAGAUCACUUUCGUGAGAGAUAAUUUGGACGCCGACAUGGCUUUCUGUGGAAACCUCAAUGAUCUGGACGUAUUUUUGUAUGUAUCAAAUCGUGUAGAAUUUGGCCACCUUAUUAAUACGGACACGUUCGACGUCACCCGUACAACGCCAGAGAUGUACCAAAUCUUUGAGAAUGGUCGCGAUUGGGCGGCACGAUACAUUCACCCGGAAUAUCCGGAGACUUUUAAUCCCGAUAAAAAACCUUUACAACCAUGUCCUGACGUCUACUGGGUGCCGAUUGUUACAAGACGUUUUUGUAAAGACCUAAUUAGCAUGAUGGAGGCGUUUGGAAAAUGGUCAGACGGGACGAACGAAGAUAAUAGGCUUACGGGUGGAUAUGAGGCGGUUCCCACUCGCGAUAUUCACAUGAACCAGGUUGGCUGGGAGCCCCACUGGAUGCAGUUUUUGCAAAAGUGGGUUAGGCCCAUUCAGGAACACAUUUUUACCGGUUACUUUCACGAUCCGCCACGGUCUCUAAUGAAUUUUGUCGUGCGGUAUAAACCUGGCGAGCAACCUUCACUCAGACCACACCAUGACAGUUCAACUUACACUAUUAAUAUAGCUUUAAAUGAAGUUGGUAAAGACUAUGAGGGUGGCGGUUGUCGUUUUAUUCGCUACAACUGCAGCGUAACAGACACUAAACCUGGCUGGUUAAUAAUGCAUCCUGGAAGACUUACACACUAUCACGAGGGUCUUUUAGUAACUAAGGGUGUGCGGUACAUCAUGAUUUCAUUUGUUGAUCCAUAAUCACGUUCAUCCUGACAUAUUUACUUAAUAUUUUUAUAAAGCUCUUACUUGCCAGAAUUUAAUAUGUGUAUAGUAUGUAUGUAUAUUUACAUAUGUUAAGUUUUAUAUCUCUUACAUAAUAAAGUGCAUUUUAUAAUGUUUUAA
Molecule: messenger RNA, 2481 nt
Organism: Photinus pyralis (common eastern firefly)
Lineage: Eukaryota; Metazoa; Arthropoda; Insecta; Coleoptera; Lampyridae
Gene: Plod
Product: procollagen-lysine,2-oxoglutarate 5-dioxygenase
Exons: 8
Coding region: 118-2337 (739 amino acids)
Biological process (GO): peptidyl-lysine hydroxylation
Cellular component (GO): endoplasmic reticulum
Molecular function (GO): iron ion binding; L-ascorbic acid binding; procollagen-lysine 5-dioxygenase activity
Source: RefSeq, a predicted model, not a curated record